AUGACUGGGGGUGAGGAGGAUGUUUCCAAGAUAGUGUCGGAAGUGUUGGAACUGAAUCCCGAGAUGAAUCAAAUGUUUUCACCCCCAGAACACGACACUGAUUUUCUUUUUCUUUCGUCCUAUCAUCAUGGCAACCAAGGAGAUACCUGCGAAAAGUGUGACAAGGAGCAAUUGGUUACACGAAAUCGGCGUGAUACCAGGGCCCCAUUCAUCCACUACGGAUUGAUUGCGUCCGGGGAUCAGGUGAUGAAGGACUCGGACACACGAGAUCGUCUAGCUCAACGCCAUGGGAUACUCUGUUUUGAGAUGGAAGCUGCGGGUCUCAUGGAUGAUCUCCCGACGCUUGUGAUUCGAGGAAUAUGCGACUAUUGUGACUCGCACAAGCAAAAGGAGUGGCAAGGUUAUGCAGCUUUGACAGCAGCUGCCUAUGCAAAGGUGCUGGUAUCUGUUAUACCUGUUUGCUAUAUGAAAUUUGACUCGCUGAAGAGCAAUAAAGUACAGCAUUGGGUGGUCUCGCUGGCAAGGAAUCCGAGAUUUGUUGGUCGCCAGGAUGAAGUCACGAAGCUAGAAGAGUUAAUUACAAUUCCAGAUGGGCCCAGGAGGGUUGCAAUCACCGGCUUGGGUGGAAUCGGAAAGACGCAAGUGGCCCUAGAGGUAGCACACCGCAUACGGGACCGAGACAAGGAAUGCUCAGUUUUCUGGGUUCCUUGUAUAAGCAAUGAAAUGAUUGAGCAGACAUUCCUGAAUAUUGCGCAGAUACUAGGGCUCCAUGACGUGAAACCAGUAGACGUCAAGGAACAGACUAAAAUAUAUCUCAGCUCUGAGCGUGCAGGAAAAUGGCUUCUCAUUUUUGAUAAUGCGGAUGAUACAGAGAUGUGGGUCUCAGCCAAUAAUGCAAUCCCAUCCCUCGAGGACUUCCUCCCUCAGAGUGACCAAGGCCACAUUUUAUUCACGACCCGCAACGGAGAGCUUGCGGUUGACCUCACAGCAUCCAAUAUUAUUGCUCUUCCAGAUGUGGAUAAAGAAACUGCAUCUAAUAUCCUCGAGAGCUUACUGUUACAGAAACAGCUGCUCGAUGACCCUAUUACAACAAGUACUCUCCUAGAACAGCUCGCAUUCCUUCCAUUAGCAAUCGCGCAAGCGUCAGCAUAUAUAAACAAAAAGCGCCUAAGCCUGUCUGCAUACUUGAUGCUUUUUCAAGAGAAGGAACAAGACUCUAUCGAGCUCCUUAGUGAAGACUUUAGGGACCCAGGGCGUUAUAAGGAUAUCCAAAACCCCGUGAUCACGACAUGGUUAAUAUCGUUUCAGCAGAUUCAACACCAAGAUCAAUUGGCAGCAGAUUACUUAUCCUUUAUGGUCUGCAUCGAUCCACGAAAUAUUCCCCAGUCCCUUCUUCCUCCGCAGACCUGUAGGAAAGAAAGCCUCGACGCUUUGGGGCUCCUAAAUGCAUACUCAUUCACCAAUAGCCAAGACUUGAAUAUAAGUAUGCACAGACUUGUGCAUAUUGCAACCCGGAAUUGGCUUAGAAAGAAUGGACGUUUUGGGUACUGGAUCCAACGAGUGGCAGGUCGUAUAGAUAUGGCUUUUCCAGAUGAUCACCAUACCAACCGACGACUUUGGCGAGAAUACCUCCCUCAUGCCUUGGCACUGGUGCAUGAUAAUGAAUUCGUUGUACAACAGGAACAGUAUGUCAAUUUGAUCGAGAGGAUUGCAGAUUGCCUUGAUAGUGAUGGAAGAUAUCACGAAGCGGAGGUAUUAUAUAGAACGUUAAUGAGGAUUAAUCAAGAAAGAGAUGGUCCAGAGCACACAACCACGCUGACCAGCAUGGUGAACCUAGCAUCAACCUACUGGAAUCAGGGACGAUGGAAUGAAACAGAGAAGCUGGAUGUACAAGUUAUGGAGGCAAGAAUGGCAGCCCUAGGGGCGGAACACCCUGAUACUCUUACCAGUAUGUUAAAUCUAUCAGUGACCUACAGAGAUCAGGGACGAUGGAAUGAAGCAGAGGAAUUCGGGGUCCAAGUUAUGGACAGAAGAAAGACAGUCCUAGGGGCGGAACACCCUGAUACUCUUGACAGUAUGUUAAAUCUAGCAUUGACCUACUGGAAUCAGGGACGAUGGAACGAAGCAGAGGAAUUGGGGGUCCAAGUUAUGGAGGCAAGCAUGGCAGCGCUAGGGGCGGAACAUCCCCGUACUCUAACCAGCAUGUCGAAUUUAGCCUACACCUGGGAAUCUCAGGGCAAAUCUCAGGAUGCCUUGUCUCUAAUGGAAAAUUGUUUAGAGUUGCGCAGGAAGGUAUUAGGGCCCACGCACCCCAAUACCAGAUCCUCGUAUCAUGCUAUUUGCGAAUGGAGGGAUAAGUAUAGUUUAUCCUCAAGCCGUACCCCCUCAGCAGCAUUGAAAUACAAGUCUCGAAACAUCCUCAGUGAAUUUUUACCGGGGUCUGCGGCAGCUGUUAUGGCCUCUCAGUCUGCCCGUGAAAAGCUUGUCAACCCAUUUCGCACCCCGGGACUAUCAACCGCAGGUCUAUUUAUUGAAAACCAUCCCUUUUUCACAGAUUCCAGAAUACCCUUACCUACGCUGGAAGAUCGAUACCUACAAGAAGUUGAUUAA
Aspergillus caelatus is the source of this 2610-nucleotide messenger RNA. RefSeq names its product P-loop containing nucleoside triphosphate hydrolase protein. The record is from RefSeq and is a predicted model, not a curated record. The transcript has a single exon. Gene Ontology annotation, biological process: nucleoside metabolic process. Lineage: Eukaryota; Fungi; Ascomycota; Eurotiomycetes; Eurotiales; Aspergillaceae. Bases 1 to 2610 code for a protein of 869 amino acids. Gene Ontology annotation, molecular function: ADP binding; catalytic activity; protein binding.